This is a messenger RNA of Colias croceus (clouded yellow), 2550 nucleotides long. It is a transcript of the gene Gpo1, whose product is annotated as glycerol-3-phosphate dehydrogenase, mitochondrial. Gene Ontology annotation, biological process: glycerol-3-phosphate metabolic process. Gene Ontology annotation, cellular component: glycerol-3-phosphate dehydrogenase (FAD) complex; mitochondrion. The coding region runs from base 297 to 2462 and encodes 721 amino acids. The transcript has 16 exons. The record is from RefSeq and is a predicted model, not a curated record. Lineage: Eukaryota; Metazoa; Arthropoda; Insecta; Lepidoptera; Pieridae. Gene Ontology annotation, molecular function: calcium ion binding; glycerol-3-phosphate dehydrogenase (quinone) activity.
CCAUAGAUAAUCACUGUAGCUACAACCUCGCCGUAGGUGGGUCGGCUCAAUGGCAUUGUAAUGCCUCGCCGCGAUUCCACGAUUAGCUAACAUGUUACUAUAGUUAGAAAAUCAUCAAUAGUGUUGACAUAAAGUUACUUCGUAAUUAGAACUAGUGAUGUGUUAAUUUGAUCUGUGUACACCGUCGACAGUUUGGAUCUCAAUUAAAGUAGACCCUUAGUGUCCUUGUAUAAAUUUUUUAUUUGUAUAUUUUAAUGUUCUGCUGAUCAGCUGUUUGGAAUAUAAAUUUUAAGACAAUGUCACGAAGAAGAUUACUAGUUGGAUGCACGGCGGGAGUGACGGGUGCAGUCCUUGCAUCAUGGGCACUGUCAGCUGACGAUUCGCCCGCGCACUGGUACAAGCCAGCAACAGUAUCAGCUAAAACAGAACGCAAGAAGCGCCCUCUGCCGUCUCGGACGGAUCAAAUCAAGAACCUUCAAGCGGGACACACUUAUGAUAUUCUUAUUAUUGGAGGUGGAGCUACUGGGGCGGGAUGUGCCUUGGAUGCUACAACAAGAGGCCUCCGAACAGCAUUAGUAGAAUCAGACGACUUCGCCAGUGGAACAUCCAGCAGAAGCACAAAGUUGAUCCACGGCGGUGUACGUUACUUGCAGAAGGCUAUCUUGCAGCUCGACUAUGAGCAGUACAAAAUGGUCAAAGAGGCGUUACACGAACGUGCUAAUAUGCUGGAAGUGGCCCCACAUUUGACCAGACCCUUGCCUAUCUUGCUACCAGUGUAUAAAUGGUGGCAAGUACCCUAUUACUGGUUCGGUAUCAAAAUGUACGAUAUAGUGGCUGGAGACAGAAACUUGAAGAGCUCAUAUUAUUUAUCCAAAAAGAACACUCUAGAACUGUUCCCUAUGUUAAAGUCGGACAACUUGUGCGGAGGCAUCGUAUAUUAUGAUGGUCAGCAAGACGACGCUCGUAUGAAUUUAGCUAUAGCUUUGACUGCGGCGAGACAUGGCGCCACAAUCGCGAAUCACGUCCGCGUUCUGAAAUUGCACAAAACCGCGGGAAAAUUGAGCGGUGCCAGAGUUCGGGAUGAGCUUACAGGGAAAGAAUGGGAUGUUAAAGCAAAAAGCAUCAUCAAUGCAACUGGACCAUUCACGGAUUCCAUCAGAAAGAUGGAUGACCAAACUAUCAAAGAGAUUUGCUGUCCAUCAUCUGGCGUGCAUAUUGUCUUGCCUGGAUAUUAUAGUCCUGAGCACAUGGGUCUCCUAGAUCCAUCCACAUCAGAUGGUCGUGUGAUCUUCUUCCUACCCUGGCUGAAGGGAACCAUUGCUGGUACCACUGACUUGCCCUGUGAGGUCACACACAACCCCAAACCGACGGAAGACGAGAUCCAGUUCAUCCUUACGGAAGUCAGGAAUUAUCUUAAUCCUGAUGUUGAAGUUCGCCGUGGUGAUGUGCUAUCCGCGUGGUCUGGUAUCAGACCGCUGGUGUCGGACCCCAACAAGCCAGACACGCAAUCACUGGCCCGUAACCACAUCGUGCACGUGUCACCGUCUGGUCUCGUAACUAUUGCUGGUGGCAAGUGGACCACAUACCGCGCUAUGGCUGCUGAGACUGUGGAUGCGGCUAUUGAGAGUGCUAACUUGAAGCCUCUCUUCCGCGAAUGCCAGACCGACGGCUUCUUAAUCGAAGGUGCCCACGGCUGGACUCCCACUAUGUACAUUCGACUUGUACAAGAUUUCGGCCUUGAAAUGGAGGUCGCACAUCACUUGGCUAAAUCUUAUGGAGAUCGCUCGUUCGCUGUAGCGAAAAUGGCGGCCAUGACCGGCCAGAGGUGGCCAGUUAUCGGCAAAAAAGUUCACCCUGAGUUCCCUUACAUUGAUGCUGAAAUUAGGUACGGUGUCCGCGAAUACGCCUGCACAGCGAUAGAUAUGAUCGCCCGUCGUCUCCGUCUUGCUUUCCUCAAUGUACAAGCGGCGGCUGAAGCUUUGCCCACUAUUGUGGACAUCAUGGCGGAGGAACUCAAGUGGAAUGAGGCUGAGAAACAGAGACAAAUCAAAAUGGCGCAAGAUUUCCUGGCCAACGAGAUGGGCCAGAUGGUGAACAGGGCCAGCCGCGACAAGAUCCCCAUCAACCUGAGCAAGGACGAAAUUCAGACUUACAUCAAACGGUUCCAAAUUAUCGACAAGGAUAAGAAGGGAUACGUCUCUAUUAACGAUAUAAGGAGGAGUCUUAAGAGUAUGGGCGUGAAACCAUCAGAUGCUGAAAUAAGUGCAAUUUUAUCAGAAAUUGACGUCACGUAUCACGGCCAAUUGGAAAUACAAGAUUAUCUUCAGAUGAUGUCGGCCAUCAAAUCUGGUCACGUGUCGUACUCCCGGUUCGCGAGGAUGGCAGAAAUGGAGGAGGAGCAUCACGAGAAGGAAAUGCUCAAGAAACAGAUCAGCGUUGAGAGGAGCGGUGGUGGCUUGUAAGCUGAAUGUUUGCAGAUAGCAAAGUAAAACAACACUUCGAUUAAGAUUUAAAAAUUGAAUAGAAGUUUCUCAAAAGUAUUAUAAUAAA